Cheilinus undulatus (humphead wrasse) is the source of this 2370-nucleotide messenger RNA. RefSeq names its product premelanosome protein a (gene pmela). Bases 1 to 2262 code for a protein of 753 amino acids. The transcript is spliced from 12 exons. NCBI's taxonomy places the organism in Eukaryota, Metazoa, Chordata, Actinopteri, Labriformes, Labridae. Gene Ontology annotation, cellular component: melanosome. Gene Ontology annotation, biological process: melanosome organization. The record is from RefSeq and is a predicted model, not a curated record.
AUGGUGAAACGUACCAGUGAUGUUGUUCUCUCUAUAAGCUCUCAUGGAAUGCCUCGUCCUAAAUAUCAGUUCACACGUUACCGUCCAUGGAAUACACGGACUUACCCAGUGUGGAAAGAUGGAGACCAGAGGUUCAGGAGUGCUUGGACCGGUGGUGAAGUAACUUUUGAUGUGAAAAAUGAUUCACCCACUCUGACUGGAGCCAGAGCAACCUUCACUAUAAAUAUAAACUUCCCCCAGAACCAGACCACGCUUGCUAAUGGUGAGGUGGUCUGGGCACAAAACUGCACUAUUGAUGGGAAUCACUAUCACAAAGGCCAGCUUGUGUAUCCUGAUCACAAUAACUGGACCGGAGUUUUCCCAAAUGGUGCAACAUUUCACAAGGGCAAAGACAAGAAGAACCGCUUUGUUUAUGUGUGGAAAGCAUGGGGGCGGUACUGGCAGGUUGCAGAUGGGCCGUCCUCCACUCUCAGUCUUAACACACGGGAUACUCCCCUGGGCUCCUACAACAUGGAGGUCGUCAUCUAUCACUGCCGCAAUAAAGACAAGUUUAUUCCUCUUGGCUACGCCUCCACAGUUUUCACAAUCACAGACCAAGUUCCCUUCACCUUGUCGCUCUCCCAACUCAAUGAUGUCAACAAGGAGGACCGGCGCUUCAUCCAGAAGCGAGCCAUCUCUUUCGAUGUUAAGAUCCAUGAUCCCAGCCAGUAUCUGGACAGCGCUGACAUUAGCUUCAGCUGGGACUUUGGUGACAGCAGCGGUACCCUGAUCUCCAGAGAGAUGACUGUCACACACACAUACCUUGACGUUGGGACAUUCACACCUCAGGUGGUCCUGAUGGCGACCAUCCCCCAAACCUGUGGAGGUCCUACUGUUGUCGCUCCUAUUGAUGCCUCUGCUGCUGCAGCAGAAGUCGUGGUUGCCCCCACGGUUUCGCCUCUCCCAACUGCUCCAGCCGAUGGAGGAGAUGCAGAAGCUCAAGAUGUACCUGCGUCUGACGCGCCUCCUCUCGCUGUGUCCUUGCAGCCACCUGCAGCAGACCAAGGCACAGAAGAUGCAGGAGCAGCAGUAGUAGUUGUUGUUGCCUCAGUAGCUCCUGCAGUCAAUGCAGCUGUUGAACCUGCCAACACUGUUGCCCCUGCUGCAGGAGCAGAUGUUGCUGCUGUUACAGCUGCAGCAGCAGGAGAGGUAGCCGAUGCAGCCGAUGCAGAUGCAGCUGCUACAGCUGCGGCUGCAGUUGAAGCUGCUGUGGUUACAGAUGCACUUGGAGAAAAUGUACCUGUGGUUGCAGACACUGUUGCAGUUGCAGAAGAAGAAGCUGCAGUUGAGGUUGCUGCUAUUGUCACAGUUGCUCCUGUUGCAGCAGUUGAUACAGAUGUUGCAGAUGCUGCUGCUACUCCUGCUCCAGUGGCUAAUGCUGAGGUCAACAAUGUUGUAGCUGAUGUUGAUGCUGCUGCAGAGGUUGUCCAGGCUCAAACAGAGGCCCCUGUGGCUGAUAUUGUAGUCACGGUUGCCCCUGAGGCUAUCGCUGUUGAAGAGGCUGCAGCAGCAACUGAAAAUGCAGUGGCAGCAACUGCAGCUCCUGCGGCUGCAGAAGUUGAUCCAUCACAGGUUGCCCUUGUUGUGGCUAAGAGAGACGUUUCAGAAACACUAGAUGACUGUAAUGUCUACCGUUAUGGAUCUCUUGCCACCUCCUUAGAUGUUAUCCAGGCUAUUGAAAGUGUAGAGAUUGUACAGAUGUCUGGGGUGUUGUCGCUGGCAACUGAGUUGGAUCAGAACGCUGUGGAUGUCACUGUUAUCUGCCAGGGAAGCCUGCCAAGAGAGGUGUGCACAGUCAUCUCAGAUGCUGACUGUGUAACGCCGAUGGAAACCAUCUGUAAUGAAGCCAGACCCUCUCCAGACUGUCAAAUGAUCCUUCGCUCUUUCUUCAAUGACACUGGAGUGUUUUGCAUCAAUGUCUCUCUGACUAAUGACGUCAGUUUCGCAGAAGCAAGUGCCAGAGUCAGUGUGUCACUAGCCUCGACUGGUUCUCCUGCUGGGACUGCAGUCACAGUCCUGGGUGUGAUGGUUCUCGCCUGUGUGGUCUGUUGUGUGGGUUUGAUGUACAGGCGCUUCAAGCAGUACCAGCCCCUAAGAGAAGACAGUCCAUACAACAAUGGCGGCAGCUCAGGGGUAACAUCAGUGCCCAUGUUGUUGUGGAACUUGUUGAGCCGACAGUCAGCGGGAGAGAGCCGUCCACUGCUUCAUGGGAGAGUUGUUUAAAUAUUAUCAUCAGCUUUGCAUUCAACAACCACAGCACCCACAUCUUAAAUAUCAGCUUUAACACUUUAUACUGUCAGUGUAAUGUCAAUGUAUAAACCCAGACUCAUU